Rodentolepis nana is the source of this 288-nucleotide messenger RNA. Lineage: Eukaryota; Metazoa; Platyhelminthes; Cestoda; Cyclophyllidea; Hymenolepididae. The record is from the annotation of a GenBank genome assembly.
AUGCCUCGACAAAAUGGUCGCCGACAGACACAUGGGGUCGCAAUGCAUGGCGGUAACCAAAAACCAUUCAGGGCAUCCACCGAAAUACUCGUCGCAAUUAGGAGUGGCAAACGGGUGCAUCGCCCCCAGUGCACACUCAAGGAGUCCACAAGACCCACGGACGAAAGCACCACUCGACUACUAACACCAGCUAGUCAAGACCUGGCAGUGGAACAGCACCACCCCGCACCCACAAAACAAGAUAGCACUCGCUCGGGAAUCAACGCUUCUUUUAUCUUAAUCGUAUAA